Messenger RNA from Papilio polytes (common Mormon), 1315 nucleotides. RefSeq names its product selenoprotein K-like. Lineage: Eukaryota; Metazoa; Arthropoda; Insecta; Lepidoptera; Papilionidae. Bases 183 to 449 code for a protein of 88 amino acids. The record is from RefSeq and is a predicted model, not a curated record. The transcript is spliced from 4 exons.
UCGUACAUUAUAGGGACCCAUACAAUAACAAUUUAAUUAUAAUUUUUCCAUAAAAGUUGCAAUACAUUAGAAACCUUAUCGAGUUACAAGUGCCUAGUUAAUACCUUGGAUUAUUCAAGUGGGCAGUUGAUCACGAAUUUGUUAGUUUGUCUUUGCAAAUAACCCAAUUAAAAUCAAGUAAUAUGGCGUAUGUAACUGGAGAUGGGACCAUUGUUGAGAAAACACCAUUCAGUGUAUUCGGUUGGUUUUGGAGUUUCAUAAACUUCCUCUAUCUACUUUUCCAGACACUGAUCAAUCCAAACUUUAACAAGCAUGGAAACAAGUAUGUGAGAGACUAUCGGCCACCGGGCAGCGGACCGCCAAAGCCUCCUUCAAGAAAGUUCGGCGGCUUCGGUCCCUCCGGGUCGGGGCCGGCGCCCCCGCCUAUGGGCGGCUGCGGAUGUGGCUAGUGUUGCACUCCACUGAAAAAUACCUUCAAAAUUUAUACUUACAACAUUGCAAUAAUUACCAUGUAGCCUUAUAAAAUAACAAACUAAAUUAAACCAUAUAAACUAUAGGAGAUAUUUUCUCAUUAUAUUUGUAAUAUAUUAUAUUAACGAUUUUUUAUCUUUUUAUGUCAACCUCAAUGUUAAUAAACAACAAAUAGAAUAAAAUGUAGAUAAGUCAAGUCUUAUUGAUUUUACUUAGAGCUUGAAUUUACUUGUUUUAGAGACCAUAGGCCCCUACAAUUGGCCUACUAAGAACACUUCUUACAUUACAAGACACCCCGUCUUCUCAUUAUCACAUGAAGUAAAUUAUUGUUUUUGUAUACUUACAAUGUUAUUGGCAAAUUAUUGAAAUGUUUUAUUUAUAUGUAGAUAAAUUAAUUGAAUGUAACUGACAUCAUUUUUAUGUGUCAGAUGCAACACACAUUUUGAUCUGAAUUAACUAGUAUUCUGAGAUGAUUUGAAUUAGAAAACUACUUAUUGAUAAAAUUAGCAAUAAAUUUAAUUAAAACAAUCAGACAAAUUUCUGACAGCAAUAUACUUCUGUUUCUUCAAGUAGCUAAAGAAUAUAUAUUUCAUGCAUAUGGCAUGAAUAACCUUCCAUUCAAAAUGCCAUCAACAAUGCGGACUAUGGUACAGGCAGACGAAAAAACAUUACUUUCAAAAUCUUAUUUUGAUGUUACACAGACAAUCUAAUGCUGUUUAUCUGUAUAGAGUUUAUAGAUCGAUCUGUACGGGUUGUGUCUGAAUUAUUAAUAAACUUCCUAAAUAUACAUUGGACUAAUUAUGUACUUUUGUGUUAAAUAAAUCUGUCAGUGUCACACAAAUAA